Perognathus longimembris pacificus (Pacific pocket mouse) is the source of this 1782-nucleotide messenger RNA. It is a transcript of the gene Pctp, whose product is annotated as phosphatidylcholine transfer protein. Bases 21 to 662 code for a protein of 213 amino acids. Gene Ontology annotation, molecular function: phosphatidylcholine binding; phosphatidylcholine intramembrane carrier activity. Lineage: Eukaryota; Metazoa; Chordata; Mammalia; Rodentia; Heteromyidae. The transcript is spliced from 6 exons. The record is from RefSeq and is a predicted model, not a curated record.
GUAGCCAGGGCUGCGGAAGGAUGGCGCUUGCGGGGAGCUUUUCCGAGGAGCAGUUCCGGGAGGCCAUCGUCGAGCUCCAAGAGCCCUGCCUGGCCGGGGCCGACUGGCAGCGGCUGGUGGAGGCCUCGGGCAUCACCAUCUACCGGCUGUUGGACCAGCCAACUGGACUUUAUAAGUAUAAGAUCUUUGGUGUUCUGAAUGACUGCUGCCCAGCUCUCCUUGCAGAUGUCUAUAUGGACUUAGACUACAGAAGAAAGUGGGACCAGUAUGUUAAAGAGCUCUAUGAAAAUGAAUGUGAUGGACAGACUGUGGUAUACUGGGAAGUCAAGUACCCCUUCCCCAUGUCCAACAGAGAUUAUGUCUACGUCCGGCAGCGGCGAGAUAUGGAGGUUGAAGGGCGGAAGGUCUAUGUGGUACUGGCUCAGUGUACCUCCAUGCCUCAGUUUCCUGAGAAGUCGGGUGUGAUCCGAGUGAAGCAGUACCAGCAGAGCCUGGCCAUUGAGAGUGAUGGCAAGAAAGGGAGCAAAGUUUUCAUGUAUUACUUCGAUAACCCGGGUGGCCAAAUUCCGUCCUGGCUCAUUAACUGGGCGGCUAAGAAUGGAGUUCCAAGCUUCUUAAAGGACACAGCAAAAGCUUGCCAGAACUACCUCAAGAAAUCUUAAGAAAGAAUCGCUGGAACUCUUGCAUCUCUGGAAGUGCCACCAUCCACUGAUUCUCAGCCUUCCUCACAUUUCUGUCUUCAAAGAAGUGCACUUCCUUUAGCACAGAUCCCAAAGCACGUUUGCCCGAUGCCUGGCCCACUGGCUUCCUUUCUCCCUUACCCUACCCUAGCUGGUGGGGUUGCCUUCUUCCACUAUUGAAUGGGAGACAGGAAAACCUGCCUAUUUUACAUAGGAAAUACUCAAUAGGUCACAGAAGCAUUCUGUGGUAGGUGGAGGAAGGACAACAAAAUGUAAAGGCAGCCAUUCUCAGCCAGGUUGGAUCUUUCCAGAAUGUGCUUUCUUGCAACCCAGGAGGGACUGUUGACAGCUGCCCCUCUAUUCGGAACUGACCAUGUGUGUGUGUCAACACUGGAGAUAUUGGCUUAUGUCCAUUUGCCUUUCGCUUUGCUGACUUAAAUUGGCUGGGGUUUAAGGUAGGAAUCCAGAAAGUCUUGCCUUGGUCCUGCUUGAAGGAUUAGUAGCUGCUAUAUAACAUUGGACCAUUGUGUGAAGCACUUUAGGCCUGACUAAGCAUGUGAUAUGACAACCAUCCCACCCCACCCCACCCCACCCCACCUCUGUCCAUAUCUAGAAUUUUCUCUUUCCCAUAAGCCACUCGGGAAAGGCUGCCGGUACCUCUCAGCAGCUCCAUGACUAUCCUUCUUAGUCAUGUCAGUGCAAUGCUGCACACAAGUGUCUUUGCUCUUGAUGCCUCAGUUUCCCUUCUGGAGCAUUUGGAGAUGUUGAAGAGACAAUAAUAAUUCACAAGCAGCUAGAAUUGAUUAGUACCUUGGUUGACUUUGUACUUUUUAUUUUCUCAAGAAUUCUACCUCUUCAACUGCCAAAAUGACCUUCAGAGUGUUGUAUUUUCUUCUGAAUUUUCAGCCAGGAAAGAUACUGCUGCUGUGGCUGAAGGCAUAGUCUUGGUAACCUCAGGGAACAUUUGUGAUCAGUAUACGUACAGUGAUACCAAACUUUGAUGAAUGGACAUGAACAUCCAGGAUAUAAAGUCAAUGGCAUCCCUCAGACUGUAUGCUUUCUCACUGGAAAGAAAGAUGUACCAUAAUGAAUAAACACAGUG